Messenger RNA from Neocloeon triangulifer, 2079 nucleotides. Its product is annotated as innexin inx1-like. The transcript has 5 exons. Gene Ontology annotation, cellular component: plasma membrane; gap junction. Lineage: Eukaryota; Metazoa; Arthropoda; Insecta; Ephemeroptera; Baetidae. The record is from RefSeq and is a predicted model, not a curated record. Gene Ontology annotation, molecular function: gap junction channel activity. The coding region runs from base 219 to 1328 and encodes 369 amino acids.
GGAGCCGCGCGCGCGAGGGGCGGCCGAGUCGUCAAAAGAAGCGAGAGUCCAACACAGCGCGCUAAGCAUUGCCCUGAAAUUCCAUCUCCGAAUUGGGCCUUUUCGCCGGGAAAAUGACCGAGCUGUGAGCCCAGAGUGACGCACCGCGGCCCAACAGAUCUGAUCCCCGAAGUGCCAAUUUGUCCAUUAGGAGGUGAGAGACUGCAAAGGGCGGCAAGAUGUAUAAGUUACUGGGAGGGUUGAAGGACUACCUCAAGUGGCAGGAGAUCACCGUGGACAAUGCCAUCUUCCGACUGCACAACCUGUUCACGACGGUGCUGCUGCUGACAUGUUCGCUGAUCAUCACCGCCAAUCAGUUCGUGGGCAACCCGAUCCAGUGCAUCGUCAGCGGGCUGCCCACCCACGUGAUCAACACCUACUGCUGGAUCACCAGCACGUUCACCAUGCCCGACGCCUUCCAGAGGGAGAUCGGCACCCACGUCGCGCACCCUGGCGUCGCCAACGACUUCAACGACGACAACGCCAAGAAGUACUACACGUACUACCAGUGGGUCUGCUUCGUCCUCUUCUUCCAGGCGAUGCUAUGCUACACACCCAAGUGGUUGUGGGACUGCUGGGAGAACAACCUGAUGAGGACCCUUGUCAUGGGUCUCAACAUUGGGAUGCGCACUGAGGAGGACAAGGCCACAAAGAAGAAGGUCCUCAUCGACUAUCUCCUCAAACACAUUAAGCGCCACAACAUGUACGUUUUCCACUAUUGGUUCUGCGAGUUUCUCUGCUUCGUCAAUAUAGUGGUGCAGCUGUAUUUAAUGAACGCCUUCUUUGAUGGGGAAUUCAUGAGCUACGGCCUAAAGGUGCUCAAUUUUUCAGAAGCAGAUCAGGAGGAACGCCUUGAUCCGAUGGUCUACGUCUUCCCUCGAGUGACCAAGUGCAUUUUCCACAAGUACGGUGCGUCCGGCUCGAUCCAGAAGCACGACUCGCUGUGCAUCCUGCCCCUCAACAUUGUCAACGAGAAGACGUACAUCUUCAUCUGGUUCUGGUUCAUCACCCUGGCGUGCAUGUUGUUCUGCCUGCUCGUGUACCGCGCGCUGAUCCUGGCCGUGCCCUCGAUGCGUCCGUCGCUGCUCGUUUUGCGCCACCGCGGCCUCAUCUCGCGGGACGUGGCGCAGGCGGUGUCCCGAAAGACGGACAUCGGCGACUGGUGGGUGCUGUACAUGCUCGGCAGGAACAUCGACCCCAACAUCUACCGGGAGAUUGUGGGCGAGUUGGCCAAGAAGAUAGAAACGGCGGCCAGCAACGCCACUGAAUCGAGAGGAACCUCCUAUUGAUCACACACAAAAUCUCUCCCUCUGGCAACAAAAAUCUCUCGGGCUGAGGUUUCGCAUUCAGACUGAAAUUUUUUACACUUCCCGACGCUAAAGAGCAAAAGCAGAACCGAUGACAAUUUCAAAGGGGUCUGAAACUUUUGGAUAAUUCUGUGGUUUUAGAUCUAAAAUUGGAACUUUUAUCUAAAUGAUGGAAUUUUGACUAUGCUAGAGUUCCAACCUCUUUUUUUUAUUAAACAAAACUUAUGAAAAGACCGGUGCAAUUACAACGCUGGGACCAAAACACACAACUCAAUUUUGUAUUUAUUAAUUUUGAUUUAUAUGCUGAAAGGUGUAUAAUUUUGCAAGCAUGUUCGCAUUUUAAGGUUUAAAGAAACGUCUACUCUUGUUGGAUAUAGGUUGACCUUUUAUUGUAAUGUUUUAGAGAACUGAUUGAAUUGAGAAGCUGUAUAAAAAUCUUAUGCUAUUAAUUUAAACUUAUCUUCAAGUGGAAUCUCUCUUUAAGUUUUCUAGAAAGACUACUUUACGAGAUGAAUCGACAAUCGACACAGCAUUGAGGCGCAAAAGAUAGCCCAGUCGCUGAAUAAUUAAAUAAUGUGACUUGUGCAAUUAUGCUGGAAAGAUUAAUGCAUUUAUUUUUGAACAUCAAGACGCAAUAAUUAUGAAAGAUAAUAAUGAAAUCGAAUAUCAUGUAAAAAUGUGACACAAACGAACAAAAAUAAAAGAAAAACGCCUGAGUAAGUAAUUUACUUCA